UUUCGAAAUCAUGGGAACCGUUUUGUCAUGAUAUUGAUCAUAAGUAUCAUGGUGUCUUUGGUAGCCUAUACACAACACAUUUUCAUCUCUUUUAUAGCAAAUGAUGUAUUUGACAUCAAUAACUUAAAAAACGAAGGCAGAGUGUCAUGUACAGUUAAAGGUGUUAAGUGCCAACGAUGGGACAGCAACACACCGCACCAGCCAGAUUAUUUCUCAGAUAGAAGUGAUCUCCAUAAUUGGUGUCAACGCACUGUAAGCGAUGUGAGACAUUGGUGUUACACGACAGACCCAAAGACUAACUGGGAUUACUGUCCUGUCGAGGAAAGGUUUGUCUGUGAAGAUUCCCCGCCCAUGAUGUUUAUAUCUAAGACCAAAGUCAACCUCGAGAGACCCUACGAUCACUUCCUGUCAGUCGGCCGAUACAGGUGUGACACUCUCGAAGACAAGGAACCCGAGGAAAGUUGUCCCGUGACAAGAUGUCUCUCCGAUGGUUCAUGGUCGAUCGCAAACAUAUCAUGUUCAGCGCAGGAAUGCUAUGACCCAACUGAUCUGACAUAUAAUGGUCGCGUUACAUGUACUAAUACGGGAUUCACAUGUCAACGAUGGGGUAGCGAGUACCCACACCAUCAAGCCAAAGGAUAUGGACAUAGCGGUCUUGGAAACCGUUGUUCGAUGGAAGACGCAACAAAACCAUGGUGUUUCACUAUGCAUCCAGAACUUCAAUGGGAAUAUUGUCCGGUAGACAAGUGUACCUGAGGUUACCGUGAAGUGCUAGCUAGUAUAAUACCACACUGAUAGAACAUUGGGGACAAAUAGAGAAGUAUAUACUUGUAGUAUGACACAAUAUUCGUCAUUAUAAUAUAAAUAUUUUUCAUGAUUUAAAUUCAGCAUAUCUGCACUUCCGCUGAUUAUAUUAGUUACAGAUGUUCAU
Molecule: messenger RNA, 931 nt
Organism: Pecten maximus
Lineage: Eukaryota; Metazoa; Mollusca; Bivalvia; Pectinida; Pectinidae
Product: plasminogen-like
Exons: 2
Coding region: 28-756 (242 amino acids)
Molecular function (GO): signaling receptor binding; endopeptidase activity
Source: RefSeq, a predicted model, not a curated record